Messenger RNA from Hevea brasiliensis (rubber tree), 4348 nucleotides. RefSeq names its product NAD(P)H-quinone oxidoreductase subunit K, chloroplastic-like. The transcript has 2 exons. The record is from RefSeq and is a predicted model, not a curated record. NCBI's taxonomy places the organism in Eukaryota, Viridiplantae, Streptophyta, Magnoliopsida, Malpighiales, Euphorbiaceae. Bases 1512 to 2504 code for a protein of 330 amino acids. Gene Ontology annotation, molecular function: quinone binding; NADH dehydrogenase (ubiquinone) activity; 4 iron, 4 sulfur cluster binding.
AGUCCAUCAUGUAAUCAAAAGACUUAUUGAGAAGUCGAUGUCUUACUCCAUGACUUUUAGGGAACAAGAGAACAAUAGCCUGACACAAAAGGUUCGGUCCAAUUUAGGUGCCUUUUUAGACGCCCAAUAGAACCCAUCAUUGAUUAUUGAUUUAAGACCUUGAUAAGGUGAAUACCCAGUCUAUUCAAUGCUAGGCAUAAUGAGUAUAAGAACCUCAAAAAUUCUCUUUUCGUCCUAUCCUAUGAACUUUAAGGUGUAUGAAGUUUCAUAUUGGAUUCUUUAAGCAGAAGUGGGGCGAUGGAGAUUCCAUUUAACUUAGGUUGAUCUAAGCCAAAAGCAGACCUACGUCAGGAUAACCCUUCUCUUCUUUGAAACACUUUGGUAGUGCUCUUGGAUCGGAAUACAUAAAUCAGAGCACACGGAGCCAUCUUCUUAUCUUUCUGCCAAGAGAAUUAUGGUAGACUAACGGAUUAUUUAUAUCAGUUAAUGAACGAGCCCAAUGCAAAACAAAAAAAUGCAUGUUGGGUCUUUGAAAAAGUUCGAAUCAUUUUGAUAAAAAUCAGUUUGAUCUGUUUUACCGAGAAGGUCUACGGUUCGAGUCCGUAUAGCCCUAAAAAAAAUUUAAAAUAAAUAAAAUAAUAAUAAAAUAUAAUAAAAUAAUAUAUAAAUAUAUAAAUUUCUAAAUUCUAUAUAAUAGAAUAAUUUAUAUAUUAAAUAAUAAUAUUUAAUAUAAAUAACAAUAUUAUUUGAUAUAGAAUAUAAAUAUAGAAUAUAGAAUAAUAAUAUAAUAUAUAAAAUUAAAAUAAAUAAUUUCUAAAAUUAAAAUUAAAAUAAUAGAAAAUUAAAAUAAUAAUAAAAAAAAAAAAAAAAAAAAAGAAAAAAUUCUAAUAGAAUUUAGACAUUCUAAACAACUAAACAAAAAAUGAGAAUUAUAUUUUGAAUUCCCUCUUUUUUAGAGAGAAUCAAAGGUGAAGUGAAAAGGCGGAAGGGGGGGUCUUCUUUAUAUUUUAUAUAAGAGCAAUAUCUAUUUAUACUAUAUCAAUAUUAUAUCAAUAUCGAAAAAAAAUUCAAAAAUUGAAGUAAACGUAAUGGAAAAAUUAUAGUCGACGAAUCUUGAAACGAGACAUAUACCAAAGCAAACAAAAAAAACUAGGUGGUUGAAUCAAAAUAAAUUGUUGUUUUGACUAACCGGUUAUAGAUGAGUUAGGAAUUAAUUCCAAUUCGACUCGACUAAUCUAGUAUAUUUUCCACAUUCAUAGGAGUGCGCCUAUGUUUCUGAUUUACGAAUAUGAUAUAUUCUGGGCAUUUCUAAUAAUAUCAAGUGUUAUUCCUAUUUUAGCAUUUCUAAUUUCCGGAGUUUUAUCCCCGAUUAGCAAAGGGCCGGAGAAACUUUCUAGUUAUGAAUCGGGUAUAGAACCAAUGGGUGAUGCUUGGUUACAAUUUCGAAUCCGUUAUUAUAUGUUUGCUCUAGUUUUUGUUGUUUUUGAUGUUGAAACACUAUUUCUUUAUCCAUGGGCAAUGAGUUUCGAUAUAUUGGGGUUAUCCGUAUUUAUAGAAGCUUUCAUUUUCGUGCUUAUCCUAAUUGUUGGUUCAGUUUAUGCAUGGAGAAAAGGAGCAUUAGAAUGGUCUUAGCUCUUGAAUAUUCCGCAAAAAAUAAUGAAAAAAAAAAUAACAUUGAGAAAAUUAUGAAUUCCAUUGAGUUUCCUUUACUUGAUCGAACAACUCAAAUUUCAGUUAUUUCAACUACAUCAAAUGAUCUUUCAAAUUGGUCAAGACUCUCAAGUUUAUGGCCACUUCUCUAUGGUACCAGUUGUUGCUUCAUUGAAUUUGCUUCAUUAAUAGGCUCACGAUUCGACUUUGAUCGUUAUGGGCUAGUACCAAGAUCUAGUCCUAGACAAGCGGACCUGAUUUUAACAGCCGGCACCGUAACCAUGAAAAUGGCUCCUUCUUUAGUGAGAUUAUAUGAACAAAUGCCUGAACCAAAAUAUGUUAUUGCUAUGGGGGCAUGUACAAUUACAGGGGGGAUGUUCAGUACCGAUUCUUAUAGUACUGUUCGGGGAGUUGAUAAGCUAAUUCCUGUAGAUGUCUAUUUGCCAGGCUGUCCACCUAAACCGGAGGCGGUUAUAGAUGCUAUAACAAAACUUCGUAAAAAAAUAUCUCGAGAAAUUUAUGAAGAUCGAAUUAGGUCUCAACCGGUGAAACGGUCACCGGGCGGGCUGUUAGCUAGUGUAUAUCAUCUUACGAGAAUAGAGUAUGAUAUAGAUCAACCAGAAGAAGUAUGUAUAAAAGUAUUUGCCCCAAGGAAGAAUCCUAGAAUUCCGUCUGUUUUCUGGGUUUGGAAAAGUGCGGAUUUUCAAGAAAGUGAAUCUUAUGAUAUGCUGGGAAUCUUUUAUGAUAAUCAUCCACGCUUGAAACGUAUCUUAAUGCCGGAAAGUUGGAUAGGGUGGCCCUUACGUAAGGAUUAUAUUGUUCCCAAUUUUUAUGAAAUACAAGAUGCUCAUUGAAUAAUAAGAAACUAAGCUUCAGUGUUACAACUCCAGAUAUUCAAGGAAUAUUUGUACGCUCUCUUAUAGAUCAACAGAGUUUUUGAAGUCUCAUUCAUAUUAUUAUGGAUAUACUAAAAAAAAAUAAUAAUAAUAAUAAUACAAUUAGGAAUUCAUUGAAUUCUCAAAUUUUGAAGAUAUUGAUUUCGGACGAGCCGAGCUAACUAAUAGGAUGAACUAAACGAAUUCUACAUCAUGAACUUUGUACCGCGCACAUCCCUUACUUAGAUGAGCUAUAUAAAGUCACAUAACAUAGGAGAGAAUGAAAAAAUAGAAUAUGAAAGAAAAUAAAGAAAUGAAAGAGGAUCAGAUUCUAUUUAUACUGUAUCUGAGACUAAUCUUGGAUAUUUACACCCUUCAACUCCUAUAGACUAGACUUUUAGGUUUUUUAACUAACUAAUUUAACUUUAACCUUUCGAAUCUAUAUGAAGUAUUAACAUUCUUUUUGACCGAGAGGAGACACACACAUUAUGAACAAAUCAAAUAAAAAAGAAGAGGAAACGAAACAUAAUCUAAUUUUUUUUUUUAUAUACUUUUUUAUAAUAGAAACUCUUUAUUUAUAACAUAAACUCUUUGCUCAUCUAAAAAGGUUCUAUCUACAGACAUCUAGAUGGAUAAGUUAAGUAUAUAUCAUGAUCUAUACUAUUAAUGAAUAUGCAUGUCGAUCUAUAUCAGAUCUAUAUCAAUUAAUUUAAUUAAGUUGUAGAAUAGAUACUCAUACACAAUGCCAGGAACCAGAUUUGAACUGGUGACACGAGGAUUUUCAGUCCUCUGCUCUACCAGCUGAGCUAUCCCGACCAUUUUCGACGCGUCAUCUUCCUCAUUUUACUAAACGACUUGGGUCUAUGUCAAUUAAAAAAAAGUAAAAAAAAGACGAAAAAGUAUUCUAAAAGCCUUAUCCAGACCUGGAAUGUUUUGUAUCUUUUUUUAAAAUAAAAAGAAAAAAAAAAAGACGACUUCGUAAAUUUCAGUUCGAAUAAUGAUUUUGAUUGUUAAUCAUUCCAAUUCCCAAUGUGGAUUCUUGUUUUGCUCAAAGAUGUUCGUUUGUAUGUGUAUCAUAUCUAUUCCAAGACUUGUGAAAAAAAAUCCAGCCUGGAUAUGUUUGUGAAAGAAUCGAAUGAAUGAGAAAGAUAAUGAGAUUUGAACCGUUAACGAAAAGAGAGAAUAGGAUAAAAAUAAUUAGGGAGUCGAGCGGGCCUUUUUUGGGGAUAGAGGGACUUGAACCCUCACGAUUUCUAAAGUCGACGGAUUUUCCUCUUACUAUAAAUUUCCUUGUUGUCGAUAUUGACAUGUAGAAUGGGACUCUAUCUUUAUUCUCGUCCGAUUAAUCAGUUAUCUAUCCGACUUUGGAAUGAAUGAUUUGAUCAAUUAAUAUUCAACCCUUUCUUCAACUUGGAAUCAAUUCAAAACAAUUUUGUUUUUAUUUCAUUUUUCAUAUAAAGAUAAAAAAAAUACGGAUUUGGGCUCCUAUUAAUCUUAAUUAAUCUUAAUCAUUUGAGAUAGUCUUUCAGUACGUAUACGUAUGUAUAUACGGUUAUCCUUUCUGAAGUUUUGACGGAAGGAUUUCUUUACUUUACUAAUGCAACGCAGUCAACUCCAUUUAUUAGAACAGCUUCCAUUGAGUCUCUGCACCUAUCCCCCCCUUUUUUUUAUUCUGUCUUUACUUUGUUUGUUUUCGGAAAACAGGAUUUGGCUCAGGAUUGCCCAUUUUUAAUUCCGGGGUUUCUCUGAAUUUGAAAGUUAUCACUUAGUAAGUUUCCAUACCAAGGCUCAAUCCAAUUAAGUCCGUAGCGUCUACCAAUUUC